AUGGAGAAAACCGGGGCCGUGAAAAUGCGCAGUUCAAUCGCUUGUGCGCGAUGUCGAAAAUCAAAGGUCAAAUGCCUCAACAAUGGUGUAAACACACCGUGUCGUGCUUGUGAGGCUACUGGGCGAGAAUGCACUUAUCCACCUCCUGCAGUACCUGGAAGCUCACAGGCGCACACUCUCGCCCCCGCCUCGGCGACGGGGUCCUAUUCGUCUCCGUCAAACUCGAUACAUCACGGUGCUGUUAAUGGAUCGCAUGGAAUAGGAGGUACUGGCCAGGAGAAACCAAGAUCGAGACCGAAAAAACCUACAACAGGCCUUCAACAUCCGUACACAACAGCGGUACAAGCAGCCUACCCUCGUGAUGGGUCACAAAGACCUUUGGCGGAGGCACUGGACCCCAACGUGCUCACACCUACUGUCUGGUCCGGCAUAUAUGACCUUCUUACAAUGCAUUAUCCGCAUCUUCCGAUUCUUCAUCGACCCACAUUUUUAAGACCUUUAACAGAAGCUCCAGCCGACGCAGAGGCUGCCCACAUUGCGACCCCACCUGCAAACAGCACGUCCGCGACACCCCCUCCAUCCCCCUCACCUUUGGUCCUCCUCGGCGUCCUUACACUUACCGCCCGGUUUUCGUCACAACUUAUCAAGCAUCACAAUACAACGGCUAUAAAUACGUCCGAAUACUAUGCCACUGCUUUGAAGUCUAGGCUGAUGACCUUGAAUCCGCACGCGAACGAUCCAGACGAUGAUGGUUUCCUUACACCAACUGUAGCAAAAGUGCAGGGGCUAAUUAUGUUAGCUGUCCACGAGCUUGGACAAUCGCAUGGUAAAAGUGCUUGGCAAUGGCUUGGAAUUGCUGCUAGGAUGUGCCAGGUCUUAAACUUACCCCCGAAAACUCCGAAUCUUGUUAAAGGCUGGAUUGCUGAAGAAUCGGAGCGGCGAACGUGGUGGGCGGUGGUAAUGCUCGACAGAAUGUUGAGCAAUACGGGGGGAAGCGGCGGAAGGGCAUUUACAUAUGGUUGGGAGAGAGUGCGAGGGGUCCCAUUACCGUGUUCCGAAAGGUCUUGGCUUUUUAGCGAAAGAAUUACGGCAGGAGUCCUCGAUACACCGAUUUUGGAUCCCAUUGCUACCACAUCGACGUUUAAUUCCGAUGGAUCUGGCGGCCACAAGAACGGGGUUACGGAUCCCAUAGUCGAAUUCCCCAAAGAAGAGGAGAGCGUGCAUGCUCGGCUUAUUCGCCUAGUUGAUAUAUGGGGCCGAGUAACGAUAUACUUGUGCAAUCCAUCGACCUCACUUUCGACGGCGGAAACACUCGGACAGGAAUUAGAACGUUGGAAGGCAGGGCUCCCCAAGUCUCUUGCCUACAGUCAUAAAAAUCUCCUCGCGCACGUCGCUGAACGUUCUUCUUCGUCAUACGCUCUUCUACAUAUCAUAUACUUUCUAUCAAUACUUCUGCUCCAUCGAGAGUCUCUCCCGGUUUUGCCGCCAGCGAGCCCCAUUCCAACCACUCCAAAUAAAUGCUUCUCAGCUGCUCGGAAAAUAACAGAAAUUGCAAGAGAAAUGAGUACGUGGCUUUCACUGCCUCUGACUCCAAUUAUAUGCUUUGCAAUAUAUGCGACUGCGUGGGUUGGAACUUAUGGGCUUCAUUAUCCUCACAUGACUGGCCCUCCAGGUAACGGAAUGGGAAGCAGAGAUCCUACAUUUUUACUUUGCAUCAUUGAAAGCUGGAGAUCAAAAUGGCGUGUUGCAGACGGCUGGGUCAGGGCGCUCGGCUCUCUUCAUUCAUUCUUGAGAAGGAAGAGAAAGGCAGCGGAAAUUGCGGAUAUGGCGUCUAGCCGUAAGAGACGACGUUCUGUCGGAAGUGAUGAUAUCGCUUUACCAGAGCCUCAGUCUGCUACCCCAGGAGCUGAAGAAGCAGCGACCCUCAAUGAGGAAAUGAAAAUAUUCAAUAAAACAAUAACCGAUUUCCUAACUUUAUCUCUUGGAGGCAGUGGAGGCUCAUCUCGGGACGGACACCGCCAAACGAAACGUUCGAAGAGUCAUAUUGGCUCUGGGGGUGCUGGAUCGGACACGGAGAUGCAAAAUGCACCCUCGACCUCUGUCCCGGUGCCGAGUAUCCCCUCCAUUAGCACACCAGUCCCCGGCGACUCCUGGGUAGCAGUAAAUAGGGACCCUAACCGUGCCUUACACGGGCUUUUAGCCGCGGCCCAAGCCGGUGAGAGUAGCAAGGAUCAACUUCACCAACGUUCAGAGCCACCAUCAAAUGUACCAACGCCCCCAACAAGCAACCCAUUAAGUUGGAAUUCUGCAGAAACGGCGAUAGCGCAGCGAUCGACAGCAUUUUCACACUCUGAUACAAUGCUACCGGAAAACACACCGUCGAAAGCAGAGCAUCCAAGUGACCCCAACAACUCUGGGCCUCAAGCACCAGGAUCCCAAGCACCAGGAUCCCAAGCAAUUCAGCAUGCAGAGUCAAAUGGAAGCACUACCUCGCCAGGCCAAGUAGUCGUUGAUAAUCAUGGCCCAAGCUCCAUUCAGGAUGUUGCCAAACCUGGCUCGGUGUCGGACUCAUCGGAAAUCCAUGAGAAAGAUACGAUUGCAUUUGAAGGGUGGGGCAUCCUUGGGCUCGCAAAAGUUGACUUGGUUGGGUUCACUGAAGGAAAGGUAUGGCAAGAUUGGGCCUGUGGCCAGCCCGGAUGGUUUGACGCAAGCCACGUGAGUGGUCGUUUAGCUGAAGGAGACGCAGAGUAA
Messenger RNA from Orbilia oligospora ATCC 24927, 2751 nucleotides. RefSeq lists its product as uncharacterized. The record is from RefSeq and is a predicted model, not a curated record. Gene Ontology annotation, cellular component: nucleus. Bases 1 to 2751 code for a protein of 916 amino acids. Lineage: Eukaryota; Fungi; Ascomycota; Orbiliomycetes; Orbiliales; Orbiliaceae. The transcript has 5 exons. Gene Ontology annotation, biological process: regulation of DNA-templated transcription; DNA-templated transcription. Gene Ontology annotation, molecular function: DNA binding; DNA-binding transcription factor activity, RNA polymerase II-specific; zinc ion binding.